AUUAUGAGUAGUUUAUCGCAAUAAUAAUAAUCCUCGCUUCCUGUAAUCAAGAACAAAUUGCAUGUGGGUGAGAACCUCAUGUAUUAGAUUCACAAAAGAGCCUUGUAAGAAUAUCUAAAAAGUGGGAAUAUCGAUUAGAGAAUUGUGUCAAUGAAUUUACUAAAUGUAAGUUAAUUGAAGAAUGAAGAACUCAAUGUGUUGCACCAAUCUCUAAGUACAAAGAACUAAAAAUUGGAAGGAGAUGCAGGCAAAAUAUUGUCCAAGGUAUUUCCAUCAUCUCAUACUCUUUAGUUUAGACCGAAAGUAAAAUCUAAUGGGUUGCCACUCUAUUUCAAGAAACCUGAUUAUUCACAUGAAGAUCAAGAACUCAACCAAUUGGAAGAACAUCUGUACAGAAUUCUGUUAUGAAAUUAGCAAAAUCGUACUCAAAUCCAAAUUGAACACCUGCAAAGUCUUUAAUGGAACCUAUCUCGUGGAUCCAUCGAUCUAAGAUCUUCAAAGGACCAAUCAAAAAUCUAAACCACCUCAACAACUCAUAUACUUCCCAGCCAUCAAACGACAACCAAGCCAAGGUAAUCUAAGAGACACUCAAUAAAUCAAACAAGUUGUCAAUUAAAGAUUGCAUGAUUCCUAAUUAACUUUGCAAGAACUAAGAGAAAGAUAUAAAGAAUCUAAGUUGACUGACUUCUAAAAGUAUUUUUUUUAAUUGAUUGAUGAGGGGGAUGUCGGUGAAUUGCAAUCUUUAUUCAAACAAAAGGAAAUAUCCUAAAACAUUCUUAAUAGUCCAAAUCAUAAAGGUUACUACCCUGUUCACUUGGCUAUCAGACAAAAGGAUCCUCAAUUAUUUAAGUUGUUCUUGCAAAACGGUGCUGAUUUGAGUGUGUUAACAAGGAAAAAGAAAUCGAUCAAAUAAUUAUUAGAAAUUUAUUAUAAUGAUGAAAUCUACGAAUUAAUUAAUGGAAAGAAGAAAGGGAAACUACAAUUAUGA
Messenger RNA from Paramecium octaurelia, 988 nucleotides. The record is from the annotation of a GenBank genome assembly. NCBI's taxonomy places the organism in Eukaryota, Ciliophora, Oligohymenophorea, Peniculida, Parameciidae.